Molecule: messenger RNA, 1516 nt
Organism: Patiria miniata (bat star)
Lineage: Eukaryota; Metazoa; Echinodermata; Asteroidea; Valvatida; Asterinidae
Product: cholecystokinin receptor type A-like
Exons: 1
Coding region: 1-1254 (417 amino acids)
Biological process (GO): neuropeptide signaling pathway
Cellular component (GO): membrane
Molecular function (GO): G protein-coupled peptide receptor activity
Source: RefSeq, a predicted model, not a curated record
AUGGCAGAUACUAAUGGGUCGUCUGUGACUUGGCCGUUCAUUAGUAAGUUGGAGGUAACACGAUGGGCAGAGUUUACGUUAUGGCUAACCACGUUCUGCCUGGGUGUGCCCGCUAACCUUAUGAUCCUAGGUGUAUGCUGCUCUCGAAGGCUCCGUACAACCACACAGAUCUUCAUCGCAGCACUGGCUACGGCCGAUCUACUCAUCUGUCUGCUUCGGCUUGUAGACGCGAUAGCCAUAGCCUCUGUGUCUCAUUACCUCGACUUCGACUCGGAAAGUGUCGUUUACUUCCUCAGUAUGGGCUUGCUCUACACAACGGCCUUACUGAUCACGGCUAUAGCGUUCGAUCGCUUCGAUACCGUCUGCCGCUCCCUCAAUCGCCUUGUGACAAUCAGACGAGCUAAGAUCAUCGCCGCUGCCUGCUUCGUGGCUGGGUAUAUCGGAGUCAUACCCGAAGCUGCUUACAAACUGCACCAAGGCUUAGCCCUGCAUCACCACGAAAUUGACACGUUCCAUCGCGCACUCUUGAAGUUCCUCCCGAUUUGUAUGUACAUUCUGUCACUCACUGCGGUAACCAUCCUGUACUCGGCCAUUUUUAUCUUUCUCCACAAACGCCAAAAGAACGUAGAACCAGAACUUACUCAACAUCGUCUCCGUAUCUGCGCCAUCAGUGAUCAAAUACAACGCGAGGUUGCUCCAUCAACCUCAGCUCCCCUCGGCACUAUUGAGGAACGUCAGCAUGAUUCUACUAGUACUGGCGCUGGCGGAUCUGAAGGAGUCAAGAAUGCCGCAAGAUGUGCUUCGGGUUACCCAUCCACAAGCACCAGCCGAGUUGGUGUUAUCCAGGUAGGCACUGAUGCACAGUCAAUGGAUAGUACCAGCUCACGCGCGAAUAAUCAGGAAGCUAAGAGGUUUAGGAAACCAGAAGCUGGUAUCCACCAUCCCACCGCACAGGGUAGACCACAACGUCGCAACAUAGCCCAGUCUCGUAUUACCAGGAUGCUUUUCAUAGCUACCUUCAUGCUCUUCAUACUUUGGCUGCCUUACUUAACCCUCAGGAUCUACGCCUUAGGGAGCCUGUACGUAGACUUCCUCAAGUCCUCCCACCACGCAAGUGUAGUAGCUGCAAUGCUUGUUUUCCGUGACGUCGUAUAUCUCAACAGCGUCAUUAACGUGUUUGUCUAUGGUUUGGCAAAUAAGCGCUUUCGUGAGGAUUGCAACGUGAUUGUUCGAAAGUUACGACAGCGAUUUUAAAGGUAGAGCAUAAAGACCAUUUGCGUCUAUCCAAAAAGUAUUCCUUCUAAUAUGCUGUCAUUUUGAAAAAAAAAAUAUUACGAUCUUUCCUAAAGAUAUGUCAAUUGACACAUUUCUGGAAAGUUGCGUUGGCGGUUUGUUUUAUAAUUGGGCGAAUCUGUGAAUGGGUGGGAUGGAGCGCGUUUACAUAGCACACGCGCGCGCGGUUGAUAUUAUGAGCGAGAAUCGUCAGUUCAGUGUGUGACAUCCAUUGAGUUGUGAA